This is a messenger RNA of Amborella trichopoda, 1158 nucleotides long. It is a transcript of the gene PDE329, whose product is annotated as calcium homeostasis regulator. The record is from RefSeq and is a predicted model, not a curated record. NCBI's taxonomy places the organism in Eukaryota, Viridiplantae, Streptophyta, Magnoliopsida, Amborellales, Amborellaceae. Gene Ontology annotation, biological process: photosystem I assembly.
CAUAGGUUUUGAGAGCGGGCGGCCACCAUGGCUGCAGCUUCAUCCACCACUCUAAACACUUCUUCUCUCUCCACGCAUUCUCACCACCUCAAAAACCUAAAGAAACCUCUCUCUAAACUCAAAUCGCAAUUUCUUCCAAACCCCGGUUUCUUGCUCAAGUCCUCUCUCUCUCUAGAAUUAUACCGCCGAAAAUGGAGGAACAGAGGAAAUGGGUUGGCAAUUACAGCUUACAUGGAGAGACCCAAUUCGUUUGGGGGCUUUGUGAGAAACGUUGUCGGCUCUCUCCCAGUUGUGGGGCUCUUAGCGAGGAUUUUGAGUGAUGAAGGAGGAGUAGGAGGUGAUCUUGUUGAUUUUGCAGAGUUUCGCAGACGGGUGGGAAAGAGAUGCAGUAACAUUGAUUCUCAAGCUUUCUAUGAUUUCAAAGAGCGGCGAGGCCGGGCAGGAGACCCUCUGUAUGUUCUCCUGUGCUGCUGGUUGCCUGCCGUAGGUGCUGGCCUCCUCAAAUCGGAGGACAUUUUGAGUGGGGCUGCUCGGCUUCGCAUAUCUAACGAUAUAGAAUUCGAGGAGGAGACGUUCUUUGCCAUGAUGAAUGAAGCAAAAGAGAGAAGAGAUAAGCUGAAAUCUGCAAGUCCAGAAAUUCCAAUGGCUCUCAGGGCUGAGAAAGCAUUGGAAACCAUAUAUGUUUGCUGUUUUGGUAAGGACUUAAUUGAAGAAGAAGACGAGAAACUAUUGUGUAUCAUGCUUAAUGCAGUUUUUCAAACUGUUGGGCAAGAAGAGAUUAAUAGGAUGGUGAAUUUGAAGGCUAAGCAAGCGGCUGAGAAUAAGGAACAAGAGCCUUCAGAGAAGCAGCAGACUUUGUCAAACGAAGCUAGACAAUUACAGUUGAAGGAACUCGAGUUCCUAAAACAAAACAGCGAAAGCUUUCAGUAAAUUUGAACCAUUUUAAAAUUUGAACCAUUUUAAAGUGUCUUGUGAUUAUCUCAGGUCAGGUCUAUACACGUCAUGUAUGCUAGAAUGGAACAGAUUAGUUUUGAAUGAUAUUCCAGAGUGUAUUUGGUCUCUUGAAUCUGAACAAGUGGAAAUUAUGACUUAUUUGGUUUGUAACACACAAAAGUUGUCAGUCGCCCAAAAGAAAUGGAGCUUAGGUUGGUUACUUUA